CCAAUUUUUUCUACAGCUUAGUGUCUGUGGCUCCCGUAAUUAAUUGUAGCUUGCUCUUAUCGAUGUGUUUUUGAAGAACAUGAAAUAGUUAUUUUUUAUUAUCGUUUGAGGACUCGCCAGCCUAAGACACUGAGAUCCGACUGUGCCGCUGGUUGUUGCCAUUUUACCUUGCGUGUGAUGUUGGACAUGGGAGAACGGAAAGAAGUGAAAAUGAUUCCUAAAUCGUCGUUCAGUAUAAACAGCCUGGUUCCUGAGGCUGUCCUGAGUGACAACCAGCACAGGUCAGUCCCCGAAGAAGAGGAGAAGAUUCCUUCUGUGGUUCAGGAAACUAAGUCGGAGAACGUGUGCAAUAAAAGUGACAAUGCUCCGCACGAGUCGACUUGCACUGAUGAGAAAGAAAAACAGGAAGAGAAAAAGGAUAGCAAAGACGGCGAAGGAGGGAAAGACGGGGAAAAGAAAAAUGGCAAGUAUGAGAAACCCCCUUUUAGUUAUAAUGCGCUUAUCAUGAUGGCAAUCCGGCAGAGUCCGGAAAAACGCCUCACACUGAACGGUAUUUACGAGUUCAUCAUGAAAAAUUUCCCCUAUUAUCGGGAGAACAAGCAGGGUUGGCAGAAUUCCAUUAGGCACAACCUCAGUCUUAACAAAUGUUUUGUGAAAGUCCCCCGGCAUUAUGAUGACCCCGGGAAGGGAAACUACUGGAUGCUUGACCCCUCGAGUGACGAUGUGUUCAUCGGCGGGACAACCGGCAAACUUCGUAGGAGGUCAACAACCUCCAGGGCUAAGCUAGCGUUCAAACGCGGUGCUCGCUUCACUUCCACCGGACUCACAUUCAUGGAUAGAGCUGGGUCCUUAUACUGGCCAAUGUCUCCAUUCCUUUCCCUUCAUCAUCCGAGGGCAAACAGCGCUUUGAGCUACAACGGGACGUCGUCGACUUACCCUAGUCAUCCAAUGUCUUACAGCACAAUGUUGACUCAAAACAGUUUGGGAAACAACCACUCUUUUCCUGCCUCCAAUGGCCUAAGUGUUGACAGACUUGUGAAUGGGGAGAUUCCGUACGCCACUCACCACCUCACCGCGGCCGCGCUAGCCGCGUCUGUGCCAUGCGGCCUCUCCGUUCCAUGCUCUGGGACAUACUCUUUAAACCCCUGUUCCGUUAACCUGCUCGCAGGGCAAACCAGCUAUUUUUUCCCCCACGUCCCCCAUCCUUCCAUGACCUCCCAAAGCAGCACUUCAAUGACGGCCCGGACUGUGUCCUCGUCUCCUCAGACGCCCUCCUCCAUCCCCUGUGAAUCUUUAAGGCCUUCUCUACCCAGUUUCUCUUCAGGACUUUCCAGCGGACUUUCUGAUUACUUCACGCAUCAAAAUCAAGGGUCAACCUCAAACCCACUUAUACACUAACUAAUCCUGCACAGGAGCAGACUGUAAGUGAACAUUUUACACCAUUUACAUUGUAAUAUAAAAUAACGAAGAAAUUAAGCAAAGAGAAAGAACAAAAUGCAAGCAGUCGAAUUCCAGGUAUUUUUUAUGAAUAUUCUGCAUUUAUUUCUGUAUACAAACGUCAUAUACAUACGUCAAAUGUUGGGAAGUUGUUUUAUUCCUCUGUCAGCAACGUGCAAUGUGACAAGAAAAAAGACGAAGAUAAAAUGUAGGCUUUUUUUAAAGGCAGUAUAAUUACAUUAGAAUGUGUAUUGAAAUAGUGACUGCAGAUUUGCCUAAUUUUAAUAUAACAAAAUAUCUAAUAUCAUCACGUCACCCACCAGUCCCAUGUUUGCAGUAUUAUCACCUACCGUGAGUGCGCUGGUGGAAUAUGAUUUUGAAAAAAAAAAUUACACACUAAUUUUUAUUUUGAAAAUUUCAAAUAAAUAUGUGUUCUUAAAGUGCAGAUUACCCGUGCGAUUCCAUGGCUCUUUGUUAUUUUUGUCCUUUUUAUUACAGAUAGGUAAAUGCACUUACAAUGCUUUCGUUCUUCUCAAAAUACUGUUACUUUGUAGACCAAAGACUGGGUAUAGAAAAAAAGAGAAUUUCAGUAUUCACCACACCUGACUGACCGUUUGAGAAGGGGACAAAAGGAAUGAAUGCCUUUAGCUUGUGUUGUGCAUAUUUUACUGUAGGCCUAUGUGGUCACCACCAGGUCACUUUUUUUGUAAUUAGUAAAUUGUCAAUACCUAUUUGUAAUUAUAGGUUAUCUUUGCGAACGUGUAACCCGUGUUGAGUAAAUGCCUCAUAAAAAAUGGAGUGAUUGUUGAUGUCGUCUUUAAAUUUCAUGGUUGUGAUAUUGUGGUCUUAUGCCCGUGUUUGUCGCUUAAACUGUUAACCGAACAAAAAUAAAAGAAAUAGGUCAAGUCCAGUAA
Messenger RNA from Alosa alosa (allis shad), 2351 nucleotides. RefSeq names its product forkhead box G1a (gene foxg1a). Gene Ontology annotation, molecular function: sequence-specific double-stranded DNA binding; DNA-binding transcription factor activity. The coding region runs from base 178 to 1398 and encodes 406 amino acids. Gene Ontology annotation, cellular component: nucleus. Gene Ontology annotation, biological process: regulation of transcription by RNA polymerase II. Lineage: Eukaryota; Metazoa; Chordata; Actinopteri; Clupeiformes; Clupeidae. The record is from RefSeq and is a predicted model, not a curated record. The transcript has a single exon.